UUAAAAAAAAAUCCAAAUAAAGAAUUUCAGAAAACAAAAAAAAGUAAAGAGCUUUAAAACAACACCAAUAAAGAAAAGGUUAAGAAAGUUAUUCAUUCAAAGAUGAACUUUAAUAAUACCAAUAAUAACAACAACAACAACUACAAUAAUAAUAGAUAACACAACUUUAAUUUCGCACAAAAUUAAUAAGUUUAGAAUAAUAAUAAUGUUGACAAGUUUCCAUAAGCUAAUUAGUAAAAUUAAUAAAAUUAUUAAUUUAGUAGAUUACCAACUUUUAAUAAUAAUGCUAAUCCAAUCAGAUAAGCUAAAAGUCCGGAAAGCUAGAAAGCAAACAACAACGCUUUCGGCAAUCCAAGCUUGUAAUAACCAGUAGUUUCACCAUAAUAAAUUUUCUCAAAUUAUUUUCAAAAAUUUCAAAAUAAUCCUCAAAAUGAAACAAAUUAAAAAGAUCAAAGUCCUAUCCAUUAGUAAGAUAAUUAACCAAAGUAUUUUCAGUAAAACUAUGAGUAAUAGUAAUAAAAUUAUUAAGUAUAACAGUAAAAUAAUAACUAGUUUGCUGCAUAGAAUUAUGGCUAGAUGAACAACUUGCAAAAUAACAUAUAAACAAAAAAUUAUCAACCACAAUAACAAUUACAAAUUGGUAAUUUAAUGUCCCCCUAAGUACCUGUUAGUAAUAAUGCCUAAGGAAUUUAAGACUUUAAGUAAAUGUAACUUCCAAUGAAAUUAUAGCAAUAAUAACAAAAUAAUUAAUUAGGUAAUUAAGUUAACUUAAACUCUAAUGAAAAAUAAUAGGUUAUCACUCAUUAAAGAAUUGGUAGUAACCACAAUUUUAAUAGUCUUUAAUACAAUAAUUAGCCUAAUUAACUUACAUAAAACAAUUUAAUAAAUAAUAACAUUGAAUAUAAUCAAAAUAAUAUUAAUCAAGGAAAUAAUAUAAAUAAGUUUCAACCAUAAUUAAUCACUGUUUCACCAAUUAAAUAAGCUUAAUCUUAUUAGCCAAACCAAAUAGUUUAAUAAAAUAUAGGAAAUUAAUAAUAUAUAAAUAAUGAAUAAAUAAACUAACAGUUUUAGGCUUAAUAAAUUAGCCAUAAUUAGCCAAAAAAUAUUCUAACAUAGAUGGGAAAUUCAAACGAAAUUGGCGAGAUUAAUUAAAAUAAUAAUUUUAGAAAUUAACUCUAAAAUCCUUAAAAUAUGUAAAUUAAUAAUUAAAUAAAAUUAAAUGGUAACAGAAAUCAAUCUGAUUAGAGUCCUAUUACUAAUCUUGAGAGAGAUAGUUUACAAAACAAAAAAGUUUAAAGUAAUAGUUAAUAACAAAUGCAAUACUAAAACAAUUUCUAAUAGGAUGAAAUGAACUAAUUUAAUAACAGAUUUCAAUAAGGUUAGAAUUAUAACAACAAUCUUAAGAGAGAUGAUGAGCAAAAUAUUCCAUUUAAAAGCAAUAGCUAAUAACAAAUGCAAUAAUAUAAUGGUUAAUAAGAUGAACUUUAUAACAACUUUCAAUAUGAUUAAAAUUAAAACAAUAAUCAAUAGAGAGAUAUUUAGCCAAACAUACAUUUUUAAAGCAACAGUUAAUAACAAAUGUAAUUCUAAAUUGGUAUAGAUUAGAAUUAAAAUGCUAACCUUAACAGAAAUAGCUAGCAAGCUAUAUAAUUUUAAAGCAACAGUUAAUAGCAAAUGCAAUUCUAAACUGGUCAAUAAGACGAAAUCAACUAAGUUAAUAAUUAACUAGAAGGCAUAAAAUUUAAUUCAUAAAAUAAUUUAUAAGUGAAAUAGCAAAAAAAUAAUCUUUAAUAAUAAUAAAAGGACUUUAAAGAUGAUUUAUCUGAUGAAUAAGAAAUUCAAAAUGAGAGUAAUCCAUAGUAGAUGCAUUUAAAAUAUUAUAAUGUGAAAUUUCUUAGCUAAAUAAAAUUACCAAUUCCAAAAUUUAUUGAUCAAAGUUUACUUUAAGAAUUUUAAAACAUUUGUAACAAGUUAAACUAAAAAGUUGAAGAGUUCUUAAAAGACAAAAGUAACCAAGUUGAAUUAAAGGAUAAUAUUAAAAGUGAGUUUUGUAUAAUAAAUGGAAAAAUAUUUGAACAAAAUUAAAAGAAAAUAAGUAAUCUACAAUAAUAAAUCUAAUAAAAAUAAGACAAUGAAGAAGAAAAAAAAUAAUGUAAAUAUGGUCCUCAUUCUGAUUCAGUUAAUUAAAACAUAUAAAAUUAAUAAACACCUUAAGUUGAGAUAAAAAAAUCUAAUAAAAAUAAAAAUAAAAAGAAAAAUAAAAAUAAAAAGGAAAUAGAGAAAUAAGAUAUUUAAGUGUAACCAAAUGUAUUCUAACCUCCUCCAGCAAAUACGAAUAAUAUCAAUACCAAUAAUAGAAAUUAAAAACUUAAUUAGUUUUUGAAAUAGUAAGAUAUUAAAUUUUAAUAAGAUAAUCCACCUAAGGAAUCAGACAUUAGGAGUUAAGGUAGUAGGAGUGAUGUUUCAUAUUAGUAUGGAUCCAGAGAAAGUUUUUUAACAAAAAUUAAUAAUAAAACCAACAAAUUUCACAGUGAAUUGAAAUAAUAAUUAUAAAUUAUGAUAACAAAUAUAAAUGAGUAUAUGGGUUUAAAAAUAUAUUUAAAUGAAUAAAAAGAAAAUGAAAAAGACCAAAGUAAAAAAUAAAAUAUUUAUCAUGAACAAGAUUUUACUGCUAACACCUAAAAAGAAUUUUAAUAAUAUUUAGAAAAUUUUUGUUAGUAAGGUGCAGCAAAUAAAAACCCUAAUUAACUUUGUGAAUUUAAUGAUCUUAAAGCUUACGGUAAACUUUUUGAUUUCAAAUAACAUAAUUAAAUGAAAGCAAUCGCCAUAUCAAUCCUAAAAUAGAAGAUUUGCAAUCAAUCAGAUGAUGAAAGUGUUAGAAGAUUUAUAAUAAAAGAUUUAAAAAAUAUUAAACCUAACAUAACAAAUUUAGAUGCUAUUAUGAUGAGAUAAAUUUUUUUAUUUUGUUUAAAAAAUUAAAUAUAAAAUUAAUAGAAUUUAAAUACUCAAUUCAUUGAUAAUAUAUGCUAAUAUGAAAUUGUUUGCGAUUUAAUUCAUAAUCAUUUUAAAUUAAAAGCUAUUAAUUUAUCUAGGAAUAAAAACUAAGAUUCUAUUCUUUAACAGCUUGCUGAUACAAAUAAUAUCUAAUUUAUUUUUAUAAAAAAGGGACAAUUCAAUUAAAUUAAUUUUGAAACGAUAAGACCUAAAUAAAAUAAGAAUCUAGAUAUUACUUACUUUUACGAAGAGAAUGAUAAAUAAAUUUUUUUACUCUCUAAUUUAAGUGAUGUUGAUAAGCUUUUAAUCAAUAGAAAAAUUAAUGAUUGA
Messenger RNA from Tetrahymena thermophila SB210, 3324 nucleotides. RefSeq lists its product as hypothetical. The transcript has a single exon. The record is from RefSeq and is a predicted model, not a curated record. Lineage: Eukaryota; Ciliophora; Oligohymenophorea; Hymenostomatida; Tetrahymenidae.